This is a messenger RNA of Saccostrea echinata, 6993 nucleotides long. RefSeq lists its product as uncharacterized. The record is from RefSeq and is a predicted model, not a curated record. Gene Ontology annotation, molecular function: protein binding. Gene Ontology annotation, biological process: developmental pigmentation. Lineage: Eukaryota; Metazoa; Mollusca; Bivalvia; Ostreida; Ostreidae. Gene Ontology annotation, cellular component: cytoplasm. Bases 141 to 5204 code for a protein of 1687 amino acids. The transcript is spliced from 28 exons.
GUCAUGUGACGAGAAGGUGGUUUGAGAAAGGAAAAUAAACAGAUCACAAGGCAGCAACUGGAAAAUGGAUUACAAACCAGAUUGAAAAAUCAGCUCGUAGAUAUGGGAAUAACUUAAAAUCUGAGACAACUUUACACAAGAUGGCAGUAAAACCAACCGUGGAGAGAAGAACAGACUAUCUCCUAGUGGAGACAUGUUCUUUAGAUGAUCUUAAAUCACCAUUACGUGGAUCUGCUAGAUUAAAGUAUACCUGCUUUGAUGUUUCCAGUCGGUAUAUUGCAGUGGGGAGUAAUACAGGAUCAGUGUAUAUCUUUGAUAAAGUCAGUCUGCGACAUCUCCAAGUUGUUUUUAGUGAAGCAGAACCUUCAUCAGUCAACAAUGUGAAGGUUUGUCCCACAAACAAAACAGUAGCCUUUUCCAUGUUAAAUGGCCAUGUUCAAGUCAUGGAGAUGAACAUUGACAAGAGACAGAAGCCAGACAGGCUACGUGCCAUUAACAACCACUUACAGCAGAGUGUGAGUUGUAUUCAGUGGGAUGCUGGGGGACAGAAACUGUACACAGCUGAUAAUGCCGGCAAUGUGGUGGUUUCCCUUAUUCCAACUUCAAAGAUGAAGAACCUGGUCCUGGCUCCUAUUGAGGUCAUCCUGACCUUGUCUGUCCCAGUGAUUCAGCUGGACCUGUACCAAGAUAAACUCCUCGUCUCCACCCGCACAGAAUGCUUCCUCUGUAACACAGCCAAAGCAAAUUAUCUGCAGAUAGGAACAAAGCCAAGAGAUGGGUUAUAUGGAGGAUGUUUUCUUCAUGGUGGCAGCACUACAGCAGUUAUCUACUGUGCCAGACCAGGCUCUAGGUUGUGGGAAGUACACAUAGAGGGUAAUGUUCAGCAUACUCAUCAAUUCAAACAGCUAUUGGCAGUUCCUCCUACACAUAUCCUGUCACUCAGUGGAGAUGCCAUCCUAAGAACAGAAAACAAAGAGUUUCCUCCCUUGGGGACAAAUUUUCCAGUUUUGAAAUCAUAUGGAGAAAAAUUCAUUUUAACAUGGAACAAAAGAAAGCUAUUCAUACUUGAUCCUUUGCAAGAAAAUCCAAAAGUGAUUCUCUGGACUGAAUUUCAGACAGAAAUAUAUGAAGCAUGUGUACAGGGAUCAGAGUUGUAUAUAUUUUUUGUGUCUGGAGAAAUGCGCAAAGUGACCUUGAUGACAGUCUCUCGGACAGUAUCCCUGUUGGUCAGUCGUAAACUGUGGCAACUAGCUGCUCAGGUGUGUGGGACCUACAGCCAGUCCAUCCUAGCCAAUCAAAACCACAAAGAGCUGUCCAGAAAUACACUCAAAAACCUCAUACAGAGCAUCCAAAAUGGCUGCCUGACGGAAUAUGAGGAAAGAGUUGUUGACCUUUUGGAAAAAUUUUCCACAGAAAUAGCUUCCAGUUCAGAAACGGAAGGAUCAGAAUACAGUAGGAGUCGGUCCAGUUCUGGAGCUUCAAUUAUACGUCUGGAGUCUGGAAUUUAUCAGAUUAAGAAUUCCAAGAGUUCUGCUUCACUGGAUUCAUGGAACGAAUCUGAGACAUGGGAUGAGCCAGACUCGGGGAUAUCAUCCCCAGCAAAGUUACCAUCUGUUGUUGUGUCUGUUUUAGAUGUGGCUGAUUCUGAUAAAGAUUUUAACUUCAACAAUACAUUUAAAACAGAUCAGGAAGACACUGUUAGAAAUAAUGAAAGCGAUGUACACUUAGAAAACAGUCCAAAUAAUUUUAUAUUACAUGAUGAUAUUGUAGUUAGUGAUCUGUCUGACUUGGAACAUUCCACAUUUAAUGGAGCAAACAUUUCAGUGGUUGUCAAUGGACAGUCAGAUGUAGUCCAUUCCACAAUGAACAAAGAGGACCUUAAUCGUCUGAUCCAUUCUGAUGAUAUUUUUGCUGAUGAUGAAAUUCUAGUGCCACGAGGACCCAGUAAACUUCCUAAAAGGAAAUCAGAACCAAAUAGUCUUUCAAGUGUAGAUUGUUCUCAUGAAAAAUCAGUGCCAAAAGUGGACUUUGUUGUAAAUGAUGACGUGCCAAAUAGAUUGCUGAAGGAAGGGGUUUUUGAUGUAGUUCCUCUACAAGACCAAGAUAUUACCCCACUCAUUGUGACAAGGUCUGAACCUAAGGGUCAGAAGAGGACCAGUACUCGUAGGAAAGCUGUUACUGUAGAUAUUGACGAAGGAAAGAAAAAGUCAGGAAAACAACACAGAAGGCACUCAAGGAAUAAAGGGAAAGAAGCAGACUCAGAAGUCAGAAGCCGAGGGCCUUCAGAUACUUCAUCCAACUUGAUCUCAAAUUCAGCGCCUCAUGAACAAUUAGAUAACAUUGCUGUUAUCCAAUCAAAACCUUCCACUCUUCAAAGAACCGAGAGCUGUCCUGCAAUACCAGAGAAAAGUGGAUUGAUCCGGUCUUCUUCUGCUACAGAUUUACAUUCACCUUCCCAGUCUCCACUCACUCAGUCAUGGGAAGAGCCCCAGGAGAGUAACAAAAGGACCUUGACCUCAGUGAAGGACAGCUUACAGUCUAAGUUUGCAAACACAAAAAUGAAAAUUCUGAAAACAAUUAAGGAGAAGAAAAUGAUGACAUCAUCACCAAAGGAUACUAAAGAACCAAAUCUACCCCAGGAAACACUAAACAUUCCUGAAGAACAAGAAUUGAAGGAAGACAUUCCAAUGAUAGAACCAGAAAAAGAAUCCUCUGUUGUAGAUCUCACAGAAUUUAUCCAGAAAACUGUUCAAACUAGGUCAAAGAUGCAGGAUUUCAAUGUUUUGCUCAAUCCAGGUGCAUUAUGGGAGACACUGUCUGAUUGGAUGAUACAACUGAAUAUUAUUAUGAAGAAAUUAAAUACCCAUAAGUGUUUAAAACUACUACAAUCUACACAUUCUAAAAGGUGCAAAAGUCAAUGGCUUGCUUCAAAUAAAGAGAUAACUGAAACUAGUGUGGUUGAUCAAGACUGUGGCAUUAAUGAUAGUGAAAAUUCACAAAUGGCUGAAAAUGGACAAACUUUGGUUAGAAACAGUAGUGAUGUGAACACUGAAAGUGAUCUUCAUUUAAAUCCCAGCUUGAUUAUGAAUGGUUAUGAAAAAAUCAAAUUCAAUGAAUUAUGUCACAUAGAGGACCCAUUUCCUUUUUCAGAAGACAUGCUUGUCACUGUAAAACAUUUGGCUGGAAAGUGUUUCAACUCCAAAUGUAUUCACAAUGUUAUUGAUUCUGUUCAACCUGACCUUGGUGCUUUGUCAUUCUGUGAUAUUUGUUCAGACUGCUAUCAAUAUAAUGAAACCAAACUCUCAGAUACAACUUCUGUUCCCUUGUCUUCUAGUUUAAGUCAAGAAAACAAGGGAACAUAUUUUGAUAACCAGUUCAGUGAAACAGAGGGCAUUACAUUUACUGUACCUGUUUCUAAAGAGACAGGGGCAAGGAACCUAGAACACAGCCAUCACAUACCCUGUGAAAAUGUGAUGAUCAAUAUGUUAAACACAGAAAAUGCCAAUACAAGGAGAAGUAGUACACCAGUGGAAUUUUGUGAAUCACUUGAAAGAAGGGAUUUGAUUCGUGAAGAUAAUGAAGUGUACACAGUGAUUAGAGAGAGUGACAGUGAUUUGUCAGUGUUUGUCAGGUGCUAUUUCUUUUUAUUGGAUAAAAAUGAUCUCAUACAGCAAGUGUAUUCAAGGGAGAGCACUCUGUCAGAGGAUGAGAAGUUUGAAAUAUGGAAAGCAUGGAUGCAGAGUCUGCAAGUUAAAUAUAGAGAAGAUUCAUUGCUUUUGUUGGACAAGAAGAGCAAAGAGGAAGCCAUCAGUGUUUUAGGGCUGACAAAACAUGACCAUCAAAAGAAUUUGUUUUAUGCUUACAAAUUGUUUAAGCAUUUUCCAUCUGAAACUGUCACAUGUUGUAUGACAUGUGACAAUAUCCAUCCAAUGGAUAUAGUCUAUCUAUGUCAACUUUAUCACCAGAAAGAGGCUGGCUAUUUGGACCAAUUCAUGUGUGGCAGAUACGAAGACCUUCAGUCAUCAAGAAGGUUAAGUAACUUAAAUGCAGAGAAAAGAGUGAUUUACACAUGGCUACAAACUUUAUUGGAAAAGACAAAACAUUGUAAACAACUAAAAGAUGAGUAUGGUAACCCUUGGUUGUUUAAUCACACCAUAGCAUGGGAGGAUGAAGCUAAGAUAGACUUCCUUCUUCAGACUGCUACAGCAGAUCAAGGAGAGGAAUGCUUAGAAAUCUGUAGAAAAGCAGGUUACUGGAGAGGGUGUCUGUUGUUACUGAAAAGGCAGCAUAAGUGGAAUGAAAUGGUGACCAUAGUCUUUUGUUUGGGAGAUCUCCAGUUAAUUCAUGAGCUGGAAUUGCUUCCAGAAACAGUAGAAGAAUGGAAAUCCUUUACAGAAUUAUUUCAGAUUUAUUAUGACAUGCAUAACAAACUUCAUCAUCCUGCUGGAGAUAGAAAACAAGAUAAGGACUUGGUCUCAUCAGAGAGGAGCUUGCCAGAACAGACAGAAUGUGACUCAAAUCUGCAAAUGCACACAGAGAACAGUAAAAGUCUGGUAAACAAAACUUCAGUCAGUGAGAGCACGCAUGAACAAACUUCUAAUGUUAGUGUGGAUAGUAAAGAAACCAGUCAAAGAAGUAAGUCCUUUGGUGAAGAAAUGGUGAUAAAUUGUAGUGACCGGUGUAUCUCAUGGAGUGAUGUAGCCUUUCUGAUGCUGCAGUAUAUAGAUGUGUCAGUUUGUGUGGGUAUUUUGUCAGGGAUAGAUAUCCCAGAGGGUCGUGUGAACCAGUCUCUUUACCAGUCCAGUAUUACUACAGCAUUAAAACACAGACAACAAAGAAAUAUGUUGCACAACCUUCUAGAGAAGAUAGACUCUUAUCUUUGGGCCAGGAAACCAAAUACACUUAUGCCUGAGUUGCAGUUUGCUAUUUCUGUGGAAAGAAAAUCAAAGGGAUUAAAGAAAGGAAGAUCUACAGAUCAUCUGAUGGCACUGCUGUCUGAGAAACCACCCACUGGGAGAAGAUAUCGGGAGGACUCCGAAUGUCACUGGGGGAUAUCCACUAAUGUCCUCAGGUGUUGUAGGAUCUGUAAUGUUGCAUUGACUGAGAGUAUCUCCCACGUAGAGCCGGGAGUUCUGAUGUUUGUUUGUGGUCAUGGAUUUCACAAGCUCUGUUGUCAAGGAAGAGUGUGCCAGCUGUGUUCAUAAAGUCCAUGUACAAACAGUAAUAACUGUUUAAUUCUGAUUGUACAUGUAUAUUUACAGUUUUUAAACAAAAAAGGCAUUCCAAAAGCUUGGAAUUUUCAGUUGUGCAAUUUCCGUUUUUAAAUUUCAUUCAUCUUUGGAAUACAUGUAUAUGAAUUGUACAUGUUGUACCAAGCAUUUUCUUUUGUUGAAAUACUGUCAAGAAAACUCAGAUACACAUUUGAAAUGUUCCUGUUCCACUGUUUGUUUUCUAUUUCCUAUUUCAGACGGUUUUUUGUUCACUGAUGAUGUCUAAUUAGCCUUUUUUUUAUGUGCAAUAUUGUAACAGAGUCAAAAAGAUUUUCUUUCUUUAACCUUUUUCAGACUGUUCCUUGUUCGUUGAUGAUGUCUAAUUUGCUUUUUAGUGCAAUACAUGUGUAUCAUAACAGAAUCAAAAAGUUUUUCUUUCACCUACUGUAUAUCUCCAAAAAUUCAUGACACUUUAUUUUUGUGAAAAAGACAUAAUUAUGACAUUUAUUAGCCAGAUAAAAUUUUCACAAAUUCUUAUUGUUUAUUAUAAUCCUUAAUAAUAAGAAUAUACACGAGUAUGAAAUUUUUGUGAGGAGACGGCCUAGCGUAAUUAAAUGAAAAUAAAGUUCUCUUGAAUAAAAAAAGUGAUUUACAGUAUGUAUAACAGACUGAUUAUUGUUACUUGAUGAUGUCUAAUUCGCUUUUAAGUGCAAUAUUGAAACAGAGUCAAAAAGGUUUUUUUAACCAUUUCAGACUGUUCCUUGUUUGCUGGUGUUGUCUUAUUUGCUUCUUAAGUACAAUAUUGUAACAGAGUUGAAAAGGUUUUCUUUCACAAAAGCAUGUUUGCUUCGUGCUCAUAAUUUGAAAAAAUGUAAAUUAUUUAACAUUCACCUAAAUAUUUUUAUGCUGUGGGGAUUUAAGGUUGUUAUUUAGAAUGCAGAAAUGUAUUUAUUGUCAUUGUAGAAUGAAGACAAUUGUCAUGAAUUAAUUACAGUCAUGGUUAUCUUUUAUCCACUGGGUAUCACUAAUUAGAUAUUUUUAUGCCCCGCCAUGAAUAUUUGUGGGGCAUAUAGUGUUUGUGAUGUCCUUCCGUCACACUUUGCAUUUAGCUCUGUUCAAAGCUCAGUUUCAAAGAAACUAUCCAAGAUAUUUUUAUCAAACUUCAUAUGCUGAUAGAUAUUGAUGAGAGCUAUGCAACUGCAUCGACAUUUUUUGACCUUGAUACAUUACACGUAUACUGUAAACAUACAUAAAUUAGCGUAUUCAAAAUUUAGGGCAACCAUCUUCUUCAACUAAUUAAGUGCAUAAGAAUUUUAACAACAAGUAUUAGUUUAAUCAUAUUAAGAGCAUCUACAUAAAUAAGUAGACAAGAAAGGCACUAAAAUAUGAAUACCACUAACGUAUGUAUGUUACAGUGUGUGUUUUAUAUUUAUACAUAUAGUUCAAAUAAUUUCAAUUGAACCAAAUUUGAUUUGUUUAUAUCAUAGGGCAUUGAAUUUAUACCAAUUACAAUGGUUGCCAAAAAUUAGUUUUGAGAAUACAUGUACUGGUAGCUUGUUGUUGACAGAAUUUUUUGUCUUGUACAAAAUUAUAGUAAAUUUGUAAAUAAUUUUAUGCAUUGAGGUAUGCAUUAUAUAUCGACCAAUACAUGGAAAUUUGAUUUAUAUUUAUUUCCAUUUUGUCUUCCCUCUAGUCUUAAUGAAACAUAUCAGAAAUUUUAACAAUCGUUUAUAAUGAACAAUAGGCUUUGUAUAAUACUCAUUUAUGUCUUCUGCUAAUGUAA